Mytilus californianus (California mussel) is the source of this 2760-nucleotide messenger RNA. RefSeq lists its product as uncharacterized. Bases 100 to 753 code for a protein of 217 amino acids. NCBI's taxonomy places the organism in Eukaryota, Metazoa, Mollusca, Bivalvia, Mytilida, Mytilidae. The record is from RefSeq and is a predicted model, not a curated record. The transcript is spliced from 6 exons.
GGUGUCUUGAAUGAACGUUGGAUAUUUUUUUAGGAAUAGUUUAUGGAAAGUAUAUCUUAGAUUUGCCAAAAGUAUAUAGAAAAUUGUGGAUCAAACAAUAUGGCGGGAUGUCAUAUAAUCCGAAUAGUGACAAUCACAUUAGUAUUAGUAUUAUCGACUCAAGCUGUAACUCAUUUUAAUCAAAUGUGGAAAAAAAUAUUAACUAGCCGCAAAUUUACAACAAUAACAAAAGACAAUUUACAAAAAUAUUUUCCUGGAUAUUUUCGAACACCAUCAGAACAAUUAGAAUAUGAAAGACUUAUCUUAUAUGGUUCAAAAAAUAAAAUACCUGUGUCAACCCAAAGCAUGGCACCUUAUAAUUACCAUUGUAAUGUAGACUGCCGUCGUAGAUACGGACCAUUUCAUAAUAUGAGAUUUAAACGACAAGCCGGAGGAGGAUCAGGAAAUAACGAUGAUUUCAUGCACGCAUGUUGUGUAACAAACGUUUUCUUCGAAACACCAGAUUUAAAACCCAGUGUGAACGGUGAUAAUAGAAAUUUACUCCAUCUCCCAGGAAUGAGGCAGGUUUUUAAAGUAGAAAAUUGCAGUCAAGCUGUUGGGUGUACCGGUUGCAGAUGUAUGCAUGAACAGGCUUUAGCUUCAGCAGUGGUCAUUAAACAGCACAUUCCACCUUCUUUAGCAGAUCAAAUGGACGAUUUGGAAAUUGAUUUAUUUUAUUUUAAUGGUUGCUGCAAAUGCGUCAAUUACGGUUAAAGACAUUUUAAUGUGAUGUCAUUUUCACUCUAAUUUUUUUUUCAAAAACACUUAUAGUUUUCUCGCAAAAAUUAGGGGAUACUUUUACAUUUUGAAACAUUUUAUAAUCGAACAAUGAAGGGAAUCGUCCGAAGAAGAAAAUUUCUCAUCUCUUGACUUGAACAACCAAUGAAGUUAUAUAAUUUUUAAAUUUUCCAAUCAACUUUGCAUCGAUACCAAAUAAAUGAUUUGAUGUCAUUCUAGGGGAGAUACACAACUGCUUCUUUCUUGAUAAAUUUUGUUUAGCAAAUUAAAUUCUAAAAGUUUGUGUGUGCUACUCAAAUUUGCAGAUUAUCUUUUGCACUGAAAAUCCUACAUGUUAAGAAAAUAUAACAAUGCUUAAAACAAUCAUUAUAUGAGGUUACGAGGAUUUUUAUCCUGCAUACCUGAGAUUAAAAAAUAAUCUAGAUUCUAUGUCCAAUAUUUUUGGAAAUCUCAGUAUACAAAUAAAACUUAAAGGGAUAUUUAUUCACUUAUAUAUAGCAUAGAUAGUUUGCACUGCAUGUACAAUAUCAACACAUAUACCUUUGGUCAUAGAUCAAUCCUUCAGUUGAAUAUAACUUCAAUAUUUUGUAUGAUUCCAUGAAUAAUUAUAUUGUACAUACUUUUCGUUAUAUUCUUUCUUAAAUGCGAUAUUCAUUAAAAAUGUCAAUCUUUAGAUUUAAUUUAAAACUUGACAUACAACACAAUUUAGAAUCGUAGCUCCAAAAAGUUAUUUCUCAAAACUUUGUAUGUUUUUUUACCGCAAAUUUGACACCGGAAAUCAUAUUGGAAUAGCAUAUUAUACCAAUAUAUAAUUUUCACUGAAGUCCUAGCACUUCGAAAUGUUUCUUAAAGUUAAGAUUUUGUAUAACUAAAACCAAGUUUUUACCACAUUGUUUUUUGUAGUAAACCUACAACAUUUUCUUAUGACCAAACGGUGUAUUGCUUAUAUGUACACAUACACAAUAUAUAGAUAUAUAUAUAAAUUUAUAUUUACUCGCAUCAACUGGAAACAAAACUACGGCAAAUGCAUUGUAAACCAAUAUCGAAACAAAUUGUCGAAAAGAUAAGUAUUGAAAGGAUAAAAUGUUGACGCAUCAAAUCCAGCAUUUUUGAGGUAAAUAUUAUCUUAAAGUUUCUUGAAAUAUCAUUUUUAAAUUAAAAAAUGUUAAGAAACUAAAGUUCAACUCCCUGAGCAAAAUUGAAAUUUGACGGAUUUGAAUAUCAUUCUAGUCUCAUUUGGUGAGUCUCUUUUGUAUAAAUUACCUUUAAAUUCUUUUAAUAUAAUGUAUUUCUGAAAUUCACCUAAAAUACUGUAUUUCCUCCUUGUCAAUUAUCAUUUUGCCAAUAACACUGACGAAACGUAUUCAGUUGUGUUUAUUAAUCCCAAAAAUUGCCAUUGUUAUAUUUUUGGGACAAAUUGUAGUAAUAUUCAUUGGGGGUGCGACUUCAUAUCGUUGAAACGUAACCUACGUAAAUGAAUACAAAGUUGGCAAUAUUAUAUACAUAUAUACACCAACCAUUUGCUGUCUCUUUGCAAUCUACAUGACUUGCAUUGGAUAUUUUCGAGCUAUUUUAGAAGCAAUGUUUUACAAUUAUAUUUGCCAUUACUACCAAUUUUUGGAAAGUUCCGUUUUAAAAAAGUCAAGCUGCCAGCAAUAACAAUGCAAUUUGUCAUAAUGCGAAACUAAUCAAAUGAAUAUCACCUAGAAAAAAGGCAACAUGUUUAUGUGAAAGUAAACAUAAAAACACAGCUGCAAGCAGGUCAUAUCAUUAUAUAUCACUACUGACUUCUGUUCAUUAUAAAAUCAAUGUUUUGUCAAUAUUUGUCAAUGUUUGUAUAAUCUGUUAUGUAUGUUCGUAAGCUUGUAUUUACCAUUGACUGUUCCCUUCUUAUUAUCACAUUCUGUAGCAAAUAUAUGUAAUUGUUUGUAUAAAUGAGGUAUUCCAAUUAAAGUAGCUCAUCACUUGAUGAACAUACAAUAA